Molecule: messenger RNA, 2254 nt
Organism: Carassius carassius (crucian carp)
Lineage: Eukaryota; Metazoa; Chordata; Actinopteri; Cypriniformes; Cyprinidae
Gene: bbs4
Product: Bardet-Biedl syndrome 4
Exons: 16
Coding region: 83-1690 (535 amino acids)
Biological process (GO): protein localization to cilium; cilium assembly
Cellular component (GO): ciliary basal body
Molecular function (GO): protein binding
Source: RefSeq, a predicted model, not a curated record
AGAGAGUUUACGUGAUGACGAACGUCGCGGUGUUGCCAUAGCGAUAGAAGCGUCCGCCGGAAGUGAGGAGGAACGGAGCGCCAUGGCGGACGACGCGAUGAAAACGGAUGUGCAGCUGCCUGUGGCCACAGACCUGAAGAAACCUCGUCCAAAGAAAGCUCCUGAGCUUCCGAUCCUGGAGAGGAGAAACUGGCUUAUACAUCUGCAUUAUAUCCGCAAAGAUUAUGAGACCUGCAAGGCCAUUAUUAAAGAACAGCUGCAUGAAACUCAAGGCAUGUGUGAAUAUGCUGUGUAUGUGCAAGCUCUGAUCAUGCGGUUAGAGGGGAAGAUCCAGCAGUCUCUGGAGUUGUUCCAGAGUUGUGCCAUCCUCAACCCCAAAAGCUCAGACAACCUCAAGCAAGUGGCACGAUCCCUUUUCCUGUUAGGGAAGCACAAAGCAGCUAUCGAGGUUUAUAAUGAAGCAGCACGUCUCAAUCAGAAAGACUGGGAAAUCAGCCAUAAUCUCGGCGUUUGCUACAUCUACACCAAAGACUUCAGGAGUGCCGAAGAACAGUUAAACUUGGCAUUGCAGCUGAAUAAACACGAUCUGACCUACAUGAUGCUGGGAAAAAUCCACUUACUGCAGGGCGACACAGAGAAAGCCACUGACGUCUACAAGAGCGCCGUGGAAUUCUCUCCGGAGAACACGGAGCUGUUGACUACACUGGGACUGCUGUACAUGCAGCUUGGGAAAUACCAGAAAGCCUUUGAGUACCUCGGAAACGCUUUGACAUACGACCCCAAUAACUUCAAGGCCAUCCUCGCGGCCGGCAGUAUGAUGCAGACUCAUGGAGAUUAUGACGUGGCCAUGAAUAAGUACCGUGUGGCGGCGUACUCUGUCCCUGAGAGCCCACCGCUCUGGAAUAACAUCGGGAUGUGCUUCUUUGGCAAAAAGAAAUACGUGGCUGCCAUCAGCUGUCUGAAGAGGGCAAACUAUCUGUCUCCGUUUGAUUGGAAGAUCUUGUAUAAUCUGGGUUUGGUUCAUCUCACCAUGCAGCAGUAUGCAUCAGCUUUCCACUUCUUGAGCGCCGCCAUCAACCUGCGGCCGCGCAUGAGCGAACUCUACAUGCUACUGGCCGUUGCUCUGACCAAUCUGGACGACGCAGAUAACGCCCGCAGGUCUUACGAGCAGGCAGUUCAGCUGGAUGAAUCGAACCUGCUGGUGAACCUGAACUUUGCGGUGUUCCUGUAUAAUCAGGGCGAUAAGAAGGCCGCCCUGCUGCAGUUUCAAGAGAUGGAGAGAAAAGUCAACUCUCAGGUUGACAGUAACAUUAACACUGAGUUUGACCCAGAGCUGGUUGAAAUGGCUCAGAAAUUGGGCGCCGCUCUGCAGGCGGGUGAGAACCUGUACUGGAGCAAACCGGGCAAAGACAGCAAGACCAGCCAGCGGUCGUCCUCCAGCAAACCAAGCAGCUCCCAGCAGCCCCUGGGCACCAACCAGGCCCUCGGUCAGGCCAUGUCUUCAGCCGCAGGCUACAGCAAGAGCAUGCAGAUCACUGCAGAGCCCGAAGCGGACGUGAGCAGCGCCCCGUCUCCCCCUACAGUCGAUCCCGGAGAGCCUGAGCCCGAGGAUGAGGAUGAGGUAGAGGAGACAGCCGAACCGGCCAAACUCAAAGAGAAGAAGAGUAAACCCAAAGCAGUGGCUGAAUAGAACUCAAACUAUAUCCAAGGCUGAAGAGGUUUAUCAGAACUUAUCAGUACACAGCGUUUAUAUAUAGUUGAAAUUAAAUUACAAUCGCAGAUCUUUAGAUGUCUGUUUGAAUGGUGCAUUAUAUUAAUGUAGACAGUUAAUUUGUGUCUUUCCACCUUUAGAAAAAUUAUUAUUGCAUAAGAAGUGUUGCAUAAAAAGCAUGUCCUUUGUUGGUCUUUUAACUGAAUGAAAUCCAAUACUAUUUUUUUUUGCUCAUUUUGAGAUGCUGGUUCCAGAAAUAGUGCCAAGAAUAUCACAUUUUCUCACAAAAUAUGAUGCAUUUAAUAGCAUUCUGGCAUUUGACAACUAUUUGUAAGGUGAAGAAUUAUUGUAUCUUAUCAUAAUCGGCAGAAAAACUGCCUCAAAUACAUGAUUCCUGUCUUCAUCUGAGACAGAUCACAACUGUUUGUUAAAUGUUCAGCCCUUUCUUACCUGUAUGAAUGAUUCUGAAGUCAUUAUUUUAUGAUUCAUCCUGAUUUAAACUUUUUACACUCCUUUGCAGACUGUCGUUCAAAUAAUACUUUU